AUGACUCCAUCUCCCAUCAAAACUGUUGGUGUCAUCGGCACUGGUGUCAUUGGCGCUAGUUGGACAGCACUAUUCCUUUCCAAGGGCCUAAAGGUCAUUGCGACCGAUCCAGCACCAGAUGCUGAGGUCAAGCUGCUCGAAUAUCUGCAGAAGAACGGUUCCUCCGUCCCAAAAUCAAAAUUGACAACAAGCUCAUUCUUGGAAAAUCUCAAAUUUGUCAGAGAUCUCGACCCUUAUCUUGGAGAGAUAGAUUUAAUACAGGAGAAUGGACCGGAAAGAGUGGACUUUAAACGCCGUUUAUUUGCUCACUUAGACGCAAAUACCCCCGGUCAUGUGCUCAUUGCAUCUUCUUCUUCGGGCCUACCUUCUUCAGCUUUUAUCACUAAAUGCAAGAACAACCCAUCCCGUAUUCUGAUUGGUCAUCCUUUCAACCCGCCACACUUGGUGCCUCUAGUGGAGGUAGUUCCUCAUCCCGGGACGAGUGAUGCAUACGUGACUGCUGCCUGCGAAUUUUACAGAGAUUUGGAUAAAGACCCUGUGGUUGUCAAGAAAGAAACACCCGGCUUCAUCGCCAACCGACUCCAGGCCGCCGUUUGCUCUGAGGCAUACAGCCUUGUCUCGAGGGGGGUUGUUUCAGCCGAAGAUCUUGACAAAACAAUGACUUCUGGCCUUGGCCUUCGUUGGGCACUCUCGGGACCUAUUAUGACAAACACACUUGGAGGAGGUGGAAAUUUCAGCCAUUUCAUGAACCAUCUGGGUCCAGCAUUAAAGACUUGGCUUGAUGACAUGCAUCAAAAUUCGUUCAAUUUUGACUCACAGGAGGCGGUCAAUGAUCUCAAGGACAAGGUGAAUGGAUGGGUAUCAACUAUUGACUUGAAAGAGGUUGAAAGCAACCGAGACGCAUUUUUAUCCAGCUUAGUUAAAGACAAAUUGGGCUCUUCUGGUGCCAAAACUGACAGAUGA
This is a messenger RNA of Penicillium antarcticum, 963 nucleotides long. RefSeq lists its product as uncharacterized. The record is from RefSeq and is a predicted model, not a curated record. Lineage: Eukaryota; Fungi; Ascomycota; Eurotiomycetes; Eurotiales; Aspergillaceae. The coding region runs from base 1 to 963 and encodes 320 amino acids. The transcript is spliced from 3 exons. Gene Ontology annotation, biological process: fatty acid metabolic process. Gene Ontology annotation, molecular function: NAD+ binding; oxidoreductase activity, acting on the CH-OH group of donors, NAD or NADP as acceptor.